GAGGUGUGUGUGGCGAGCGUUGGAGCGGGUGGGGAUAGUAGGGUGCGGGAAGACUGAGGGGUUCCAAAGAGAGAGGGGAAGAAGAGAAAAGUCCCAGAAGCCUGUCCACCGGGUGCUGGGGGCACAGGGCGGUGUUCUGCACUCUCUCCGGGCCCUUCCUGGCGGAGCUGCACGCCGGUCCCGCAAUCAUUUUUAAUCGUGGGUUUCCUGUGGGGCGGCUCGCUUUGCACCCAGGUGUAAGUGGAAGGUUAAGUGGGCGGACGCUGAGUGGUUGCCUUCCAGCCUAGGUCCGCGGGGGAUGUGGUUUAUUUAAUGAAGGAGCACGAGAUCUGGCUUGUCCUUUUUUUUUUUUUAACUUUCCCGGGACCUAGGACUUAAUCUGUUCCUUUGGUCUCCUCAUCUGUAAAAUGAGGUGGUUGGGUCCGGGUGCGGUGGCUCACACCUGCGGUCCCAACACUUUGGGAAGCCGAGGCGGGCGAAUCACUGGAGACCAGGAGUUCGAGGCCAGCCUGGCCAACAUGGUGAAACCCCCAGCUCCAAUAAAAAUACAAUAAAUUGGGCGGGUGCGGUGGCUCACGCCUGUAAUCCCAGCGCUUUGUGAGGCCGAGCAUUCUUGAGGUCAUCUGAACCUUCUGACUGAGAAAAGAUGGUCAACGUCUUGAAAGGAGUGCUUAUAGAAUGUGAUCCUGCCAUGAAGCAGUUUCUGCUGUACUUGGAUGAGUCCAAUGCCCUGGGGAAGAAGUUCAUCAUUCAAGACAUUGAUGACACUCACGUCUUUGUAAUAGCAGAAUUAGUUAAUGUCCUCCAGGAGCGAGUGGGAGAAUUAAUGGACCAAAAUGCUUUUUCCCUUACCCAGAAAUGAAAAUACUCAGUAUGGACCAUUUAGAAAUUGUAAGCAGCAGAAGUGAAAGACUUGCCACUCGAUGUCUUAGGUCUGGUUAGACAUAGAGCGUUGUUUUAGGAGCAUGCCACAGGAAAGACCAAUGGAUCAUUUGUUCAGAAAAAGCCCUGGACUGAUUUUGUUAUACUGUAGAAUUUAAAAAAUAAUAAUAAAAAAAGCUUUAACAGUUGACUGUAA
Molecule: messenger RNA, 1078 nt
Organism: Callithrix jacchus (white-tufted-ear marmoset)
Lineage: Eukaryota; Metazoa; Chordata; Mammalia; Primates; Cebidae
Gene: GTF2H5
Product: general transcription factor IIH subunit 5
Biological process (GO): nucleotide-excision repair, preincision complex assembly; nucleotide-excision repair; transcription initiation at RNA polymerase II promoter
Cellular component (GO): transcription factor TFIIH core complex; transcription factor TFIIH holo complex
Source: RefSeq, a predicted model, not a curated record